AUGGUUCUUGCGAAGGCCUCGGGGCGCCCCGGAGGGGAAGGGGGGAUCCGGAGGGGGGGAGGGAGCGGUGACCCCGGGGUUGCGGGCGGGGAGGGGGGGGGGGAGACUUGGGGCCUGGGGCACGGGGAGGCCCGAGGGGAGGAGGGCGGCGCGGCGGAAACCCGAAGCAGAGACGCCUGGCGGCUGAGGCUGCGGCGUCAGCAGCGACGCGGUGUCUCCACGGCACAAGGCACUUACCCGGCCGCCCGGCGCCCGAGGCCUGGGACCCAAUCCCGGGAGGAAGGCCUACAAGUCGAGGGCUCCGCGGUGGCGGCGAUCCCCCUCCGCGCGCCAGACUCUGCCGUAAGUCCCGCCUACAGCGCCGGAGUCAAUGAGCGGAGGCGACUUCCAGCCGCCGGCUCCGCCUCGCUGGUGACGUACAGAAGGAGCAGCCAAUCACCGACAGGGAUUGGGACUGCCCUAGCCUAUCGGAGAUCGAGGCUGGAGCUCCGCUCGCCUCCUUUGCCUCCAGUGGGCACAAAGAUCGAAAUUUUCUUGAGUGACCACAAGAGGGCAGCAUCAAGAAGUCAGAAGCAGCAAACAGCUGAUUUCAGUACCAACUCUGCAUUUGGGAUACAGAAGUGACAGCUCUUGGCUCUGGUCAUGGGCACUCCAAAUAGAACUCUGAUUCAUCCAGCCUAUUUCCUACUGGUGGGCAUUCCUGGGUUGGGUCCUAACACACACUUUUGGCUGGCUCUCCCACUGUGUUUUAUGUAUGCCCUGGCUACUCUGGGCAACCUGGCCAUCGUCCUUAUCAUUCGUGUGGAGAGUCGCCUGCAUGAGCCUAUGUACCUCUUCCUAGCCAUGCUUUCUACUACUGAUCUCAUCCUCUCCUCUGUUACCAUGCCCAAGAUGGCCAGUCUUUUCUUGACUGGUGUCCAGGAGAUCGAGUUCAAUAUUUGCCUGACCCAGAUGUUCCUUAUCCAUGCUCUGUCUGCCAUGGAGUCAGCUGUUCUUUUGGCCAUGGCUUUUGACCGCUUUGUGGCCAUCUGUCAUCCUUUACGCCAUGCCUCGGUGCUCACAGGGCCAACUGUGGCCAAGAUUGGGCUAGCUGCCUUGAUCAGGGGAUUUGUAUUCUUCUUCCCACUGCCUUUCAUCCUGAAGCGCUUGUCAUACUGCCGAGCACAUACCGUCACACAUUCCUUCUGUCUGCACCAAGAUAUUAUGAAGCUGUCCUGUACUGAUACCACGGUCAAUGUGGUUUAUGGACUCUUCAUCAUCCUCUCAGUCAUGGGUGUGGACUCCCUCUUCAUUGGCUUCUCCUACGUCCUCAUCCUGCGGGCUGUGUUGGCACUGUCAUCCCGAGGGGCAGCGCUCAAGGCAUUUAACACCUGCAUCUCCCAUCUCUGUGCUGUUCUGGUCUUCUACGUGCCCCUCAUUGGGCUCUCAGUGGUGCACAGGCUGGGCGGCCCGACCUCCCUGGUCCAUGUAGUGAUGGCUAAUAUUUAUCUUUUGUUGCCACCGGUAGUCAAUCCCAUUGUCUAUGGAGCCAAGACCAAGGAAAUCCGCUCAAGGAUCACCCAUAUAUUCUCCCAAGGUGAGAGGUGA
Dipodomys spectabilis (banner-tailed kangaroo rat) is the source of this 1587-nucleotide messenger RNA. RefSeq names its product olfactory receptor 51D1. Gene Ontology annotation, biological process: G protein-coupled receptor signaling pathway. The record is from RefSeq and is a predicted model, not a curated record. Gene Ontology annotation, molecular function: olfactory receptor activity; G protein-coupled receptor activity. Gene Ontology annotation, cellular component: membrane. NCBI's taxonomy places the organism in Eukaryota, Metazoa, Chordata, Mammalia, Rodentia, Heteromyidae. The transcript has 3 exons.